GGCAGAGGACCGGACCAGCACGAUGCCUUUAGCGGGUGACGAAGUAUCGCCAUCGGACCCGGAGUCGCCCCGGGACCAAGGGGGUAAUACCCCGAAGAGACACGCACGGGUCACGGUGAAGUACAACAGGAAGGAGCUCCAGAGGCGGCUGGACCUGGAGAAGUGGAUCGACGAGAGCCUGGACCGGCUGUACGCGGGUCAGGAGGGUGACAUACCAGAGGAGGUAAACAUUGACGAGUUGAUCGAUCUGCAGAACGUCGAGGACAGAGUGAAAAAGUUACAGGAGGUUCUUCAAAAGUGCAGUAACAACACAGAGACUUUCAUCCAGGAGAUGGUGGAAAAGCUGGAGGGUGUUCAGAAGCAGGACGAGCUGCAGAACGAAGGCAUCGAGCAUCCGGUCAUCUGUCACAGCCACUACCGCCACGAGCCCUACCACUUCAACAACUCACAGCAGCAAUACCACCAAACUCGAGGCCAAAACCAGACCCUCUGACAAGACCCCGACCAAAACAGCCACAGAUAAGAAAAUCAAUACCACCAAUAAAGAUCCCCUGAGGAGUUUGGCAGCACUAUGUCCCAUUGUGUUGACGUGCAGAUCCCCGUUUUGUUAUUUUGCAUGCAAGUAAUAUACUCACUGGUCUUCUAGCAUCCUCUCAUUGAUAACAGGACUCCAGGAAGUUCCUGCUAUCAGCCAAGCAAUAGUCUGGCCCAUAUGUCCAGUAAACCCACAGGUUGCAGUUCUUACUCUUCAUUUUUGUGAGGAUUGAACAAUUAGUGAACUAAGAGCUGCUGUUUGAACAGUUUUCUUUCCUCUCUCCAGACUGGCUGCUUCACCCUGUUUGUCAGUCCUUAUGCUAAGCUAACUGCACCCUUAUAUUUAAUGAACAGAUAUUCAAGCAGUAUCAAGCUUUUCAUUAAAGUCUUUGUAAGAAAGCGGAUGUAACAAUUCCUUUAAGUAUUUAUUUAAAAAAAAGAUUGCACAUUUCCCAUGUGUGGAUGAUAAGUCAGUCAUCAUACAGGAAGAAAACUAUCAAUUAUUCACAUACAUCUCUCUUCUGACAGUAUUUCCCUGAAGACCAGGAUUUAUUUCCAGCACUGAAACAUGCGACUCACACGUUUACUCGACUGAGAGUAGAUGAAGGGAUGGAAAAAGAGAAUGUACAGCUCUUCCUUUUCACACAACAUCCUGAUACAUAUCUAACAUCACGCAUCAUUUUAUAUCACUCUAUGUAACAAUGUAACACUGAGCUGCACUGUGGCAUACCUACAGUAUGUUUCACCUUUCACUCAACACAUGUUGCACAACUUUAACACAGCUCAAUUAGAUGCAUAUAUGACUUAUGUUAAAUUAUAAAAGUUAUUUAUUGUCAUGUCUACUUAUACAUUUACUUUACAGUAAAAUGUAGCACUGGCAGUAAUCCUGUUUACACUGUAGUUUUUAAUGAUACUUUACUGUCAUUCAAUUGACUGGAGUUAUUACUUAAUUUUCAGUUUUUCACUUAACUUUGAUGCUGUAAAGCGCUUUGAGUUUCUAAUUAAACCAUUUCUUUCACUA
Molecule: messenger RNA, 1555 nt
Organism: Limanda limanda (common dab)
Lineage: Eukaryota; Metazoa; Chordata; Actinopteri; Pleuronectiformes; Pleuronectidae
Gene: ppp1r14aa
Product: protein phosphatase 1, regulatory (inhibitor) subunit 14Aa
Exons: 4
Coding region: 23-493 (156 amino acids)
Biological process (GO): regulation of phosphorylation
Cellular component (GO): cytoplasm
Molecular function (GO): protein serine/threonine phosphatase inhibitor activity
Source: RefSeq, a predicted model, not a curated record